This is a messenger RNA of Acomys russatus (golden spiny mouse), 1536 nucleotides long. RefSeq names its product nucleoporin 35 (gene Nup35). Bases 80 to 1057 code for a protein of 325 amino acids. NCBI's taxonomy places the organism in Eukaryota, Metazoa, Chordata, Mammalia, Rodentia, Muridae. The record is from RefSeq and is a predicted model, not a curated record. The transcript has 9 exons. Gene Ontology annotation, cellular component: nuclear membrane; nuclear pore central transport channel; nuclear pore nuclear basket. Gene Ontology annotation, biological process: nuclear pore organization; regulation of DNA-templated transcription; NLS-bearing protein import into nucleus. Gene Ontology annotation, molecular function: structural constituent of nuclear pore; phospholipid binding; single-stranded DNA binding.
GCGGCCUCAGGCGUGGGGCGCGUUUCCGCCAUUUUUGAAAACUGCAGAGGUCCUUGCGGGAGCAGUGGCGGCCGUGGCGAUGGCAGCGUUUGCGGUGGAUCCCCAGGCGCCCACGCUGGGAUCUGAACCAAUGAUGCUGGGUUCACCAACAUCUCCAAAAUCAGGUGUUAAUGCCCAGUUCUUACCUGGAUUCCUAAUGGGGGACUUACCAGCUCCAGUGACCCCGCAACCUCGAUCAGUCAGUGGCCCGUCAGGAGGAGUGAUGGAGAUGAGGUCACCUUUACUUGCAGGGGGCUCACCACCACAGCCAGUUGUACCUGCGCAUAAAGAUAAAAGCGGAGCUCCGCCUGUUAGAAGUAUAUAUGAUGACAUUUCCAGCCCAGGACUCGGAUCAACACCUUUGACUUCAAGAAGACAGGCAAACAUUUCCGUGAUGCAGAGUCCUCUUGUUGGCGUGACAACUCCUGUGACUGGGCAAAGCAUGUUUAGUCCAGCAAAUAUUGGUCAACCACGAAAGACGACACUAUCUCCUGCCCAGCUGGAUCCUUUUUAUACUCAAGGGGACUCUCUGACGUCAGAAGAUCACCUAGAUGACACUUGGGUGACAGUGUUUGGGUUUCCACAAGCAUCUGCUUCUUACAUAUUACUGCAGUUUGCACAGUAUGGGAAUAUCUUAAAGCACGUGAUGUCUAACACAGGCAACUGGAUGCAUAUUCGUUACCAAUCUAAAUUACAAGCCCGAAAAGCCUUAAGCAAAGAUGGGAGAAUAUUUGGAGAAUCUAUCAUGAUUGGUGUCAAGCCGUGUAUAGAUAAAAGUGUCAUGGAAAACAGUGACAGAGGAGCCUUGUCAUCUCCAUCUCUAGCCUUUACGACACCAAUCAAGACCUUAGGCACCCCAACACAGCUCGGAAGCACGCCCAGGGUUUCUACCAUGCGGCCUCUUGCCACAGCGUACAAGGCCUCCACCAGUGACUACCAGGUUAUUUCUGACAGGCAAACACCAAAAAAAGAUGAAAGUCUUGUAUCCAGAGCGAUGGAGUACAUGUUUGGCUGGUAGUGCUGUAAGUGCUGGACUGAACCAUUAGCGGAGGACUGCCAGCUCCCCUGGGUUAGUUGUAUAACCAUUCCUGGCAGUGUUGGAUAGCUGUCUUAGAUCUGUCUUCGACAACCUUUUAUUUAAAGAAACAGCCCAUUGGUAGCUUGCACUUUACAAGAUGGCUGAGACACACCUGAAGAAAGACCGUGCAGAUAGCACUUUGUGCUUAGUGCUGUGUACUCAGCGCUGACUGUGGUAACCUAAAUGACUGAGUUUGAAGUGAGUCAUUAGCUCUCAUGAGAAGAUGGAUAAAUUUCAUGGACAACUGCUUCACCAAGACACAGUGAUUACAAUUAGCAAUUUGAAUUAUGGUCUUUAAUUUAGGUAGUAUUUAAUAUCUUGAUUAUCUUUGUAUAUGUCUUGUGGGUUCUCAUCUUUUAUGUUCUUUUUAAAACCAUCUAGUACUAACGUUUCUUAAUAAACUUUGUCAAUUUUUAUGU